Phytophthora sojae is the source of this 1374-nucleotide messenger RNA. RefSeq lists its product as hypothetical. Gene Ontology annotation, biological process: intracellular signal transduction; protein phosphorylation. Gene Ontology annotation, molecular function: MAP kinase activity; ATP binding. The record is from RefSeq and is a predicted model, not a curated record. The annotation marks the transcript as partial. Gene Ontology annotation, cellular component: cytoplasm; nucleus. NCBI's taxonomy places the organism in Eukaryota, Oomycota, Peronosporomycetes, Peronosporales, Peronosporaceae. The transcript is spliced from 8 exons.
AUGGACAAGUACGUAGUCGAGAAGGUCAUCGGUGAGGGCACCUAUGGCAUCGUGUACAAGGCCAAAGAAAAAGCAACUGGUGACCACGUAGCAAUUAAGAAGUUUAAGACGGCUGGAGAUGAACAGCUAUCGAAGCGAGAAAUACAGGCGUGCUCUAUGCUCAGCCACCCAAAUAUCGUAUCUUACCGCAACAGUUUCCGGCACGACGGGUUCCUGCAUCUAGUGUUUGACUACGUUUGUGGGGGAAUGCUGCUGUCCAAAAACAAAAAGGGUGUGAAGGCGCAAGAGGCUAGAAAGAUCAUCUACCAGUUGUGCAAGGCUCUGGAGUAUUGCCACUCCAAUCGAAUAAUCCAUCGAGAUGUCAAGCCUGACAAUAUCCUCAUUGAUGAAAACGGAGACAUCAAGCUGUGCGAUUUCGGCGUGGCGAGGACUGUGCAGUUUGAAGGUGAUCCGCUGACAGACUACGUGUCGACUCGCUGGUAUCGGCCGCCUGAACAGGAACUUCGUUCCGAUCGCUACUCUUUCGACACCGACGUUUGGGGUGUCGGUUGUGUGCUAAUGGAGUUGCUCACAGGCCGACCACUUUUCCCGGGGAACACGCAAAUCGAUCAAAUCAACCUUAUCCAGAGUUAUCUAGGACCUCUUCCUGCGGCUCUCAUUCCUAGAAUUCCUCGUGGCGUUGUCUCCCUCCAAGCACCGUCAAAGUCUUUCCAAGACCUUUUGGACGAUCGGUCACUUCCAGAAGGAACACUCGAUUUUCUCGUCAACACUCUGCAACUUGAACCCAAGCUUCGCAUGUCGGCAAAGCAGUGCCUUGAACAUCCAUUUUUGCGAUCAUUGCGCGAUGCAGAGCUGAGAGACCGUGAAAAGCGGCGCCGAGCAGGGCGUGGGAUUCGCUUGAGUGAUGAUGAAGGAAUUGAGGAGGACAUUCCAGGAGAAGAUUCGCCAUCCUCUCGCCCUCACCCAAAUGAGUGCAAGGCCGACCAAAAGAACGCGGAAAUGGAUAGCCACAAGUCUGGCCCUCACACUUUUGACUUCAAGCAUGAUGGCGAGAAUAAAGCCGACGAUACAGCAUCUGCCAAGUCAAAACACCGUCGCCGUGCCUACGAUAACAACACUGACUGUGACAGUGAUGACAUCCAAGAAAUCAUCGAGACUGAUGAAAGCGACUCUCUGACGCGUUCACGCUCUCGACAGCAACGACACGGUGACUACAGCGAUAGUAUCAACAACGACUAUAAGUCGCUUCGAGAUGCUCCGCCUCGAUCCAAAGGUGCUACACGCCGCGGGCCUCUUACGGCCUCGGCAAAAGCAGACGUGGAUCCAUUGGAUGGCGAAAAUUGCUAUGAAGACGAUUUCGAGGAGUACCACCAC